Molecule: messenger RNA, 906 nt
Organism: Malassezia globosa CBS 7966
Lineage: Eukaryota; Fungi; Basidiomycota; Malasseziomycetes; Malasseziales; Malasseziaceae
Exons: 1
Coding region: 1-906 (301 amino acids)
Biological process (GO): transmembrane transport
Cellular component (GO): membrane
Molecular function (GO): ATP binding; ABC-type oligopeptide transporter activity
Source: RefSeq, a predicted model, not a curated record
AUGCGCAAUACGAAGGCUCUCGAGCCGCUCGAUGUGGACGACCACGUAGAGAAGGUCUCGGUCGUCUCCAGCAGUGUGCCCACGUCAGGAUGGAGCGCUCGGGGGCAUAUUCAUGCCAAAGUGACACGGCAUGCUUCAAGUCCUGUGACUACUGAUUUGUCAGACUCAAUCGAUACUGACAACACAUGGCCUGCUCAAGAGGUUGCAAGCGUGUCGCAUCAGCCUGGCAGUGCAUGGCGCAUUCAGACACCAGCCCUCCGACGUUCGGUGCUAGGGCUAUAUGCUCCAAUGAGUCGUUCUCAACUGUCGAAGUACAUGAUUCCUGGCGCGAUUUUGGCCGUCCUGUGCGGAGGAGUCCCUAUAAGUAUGACGUACGUGCUGGGUCGUGCGUUUUCCGCGCUUGGCCAGUACGUGCCAGAGCCCGAUGCAUCGGCGUCUCUUCUAGACAAGAUGCGCAACGAUGCACUAGGCCUCCUAGGGCUUGCCAUCGCUGCACUUGUGCUUCGAAGUCUUGACACGUACGCUUGGCUGCUUCUCGGAGAGAACGGUGCACAAGCGUGGCGAGAGUGGAUGCUGAGUGCCAUUGUCGAGAAAGAGGUAAGCUGGUUUGAGCUUGGCAUGGGUCUUGAGUCUGGCACGGGAGCAGCGGGACUUAUGGCUUUGUAUGCGAGCGACACGGAUGAUGUACGGCUUGCUAUGGGUAUCCACGUAGGUGGGAUCCUUCGGCACAUUUCGACUGUGCUUGUAGCCACCGGUUUCGCAUUGUCGCGUCACUGGGCGCUGACGCUGGUGAUUUAUGCAACGUUGCCUGCUGUGAUUUUCAUCAUGGUUGUUGGUGAUAGGAUGGCUGCCCCGCUUGAAGCCGCAACUCGGUGCCGUGCGCGUGAAUUAUCGACAUUGGCAUGA